Messenger RNA from Octodon degus (degu), 2481 nucleotides. It is a transcript of the gene Ctbp1, whose product is annotated as C-terminal binding protein 1. Gene Ontology annotation, molecular function: transcription corepressor activity; NAD binding; oxidoreductase activity, acting on the CH-OH group of donors, NAD or NADP as acceptor. Lineage: Eukaryota; Metazoa; Chordata; Mammalia; Rodentia; Octodontidae. Bases 443 to 1735 code for a protein of 430 amino acids. The transcript has 10 exons. The record is from RefSeq and is a predicted model, not a curated record.
CCUGAGCUCCUCGUCAGGCGCGGUCAUUUUGUGCCCUGCAGCCCGCGCCAUCCUCGGGGAGGGGCGCUUCCGGGCGUGGCCCCCAGGCUGCGGCCAGGCCCUGCAGGGACGGGGCACGGCGCCGCGGGAAGCUCCCUGGCCCUCGGCCAGUCCCUUGUUCUGAUGAGUGCCUUUGCGAUUGGUUAGGACGGAAGUGAUUCUAGGAAGGGGAACCAGAGGAGAUUGAUUUUCUUCCGGGUCCCCUGAGUAGUCAGGAAGUAAGACUUUGAGCGGCGCAGGCUCCGAUGGUUGUCGUGGAGCAGCAGCCUUCGCGCUGUGGCUGGAGACAAUAAGACGUGGGAUGAGGCUCCGUGACAGGACGCAGUUCUGCCUGGGGACUCUGAAGACAAAAAGCUUUGGACAGUCGAAUUCAUGGUCGUGGAAACUCAUCCCCAAUUAAGCAAUGUCAGGCGUCCGACCUCCAAUCAUGAACGGGCCCCUGCACCCACGGCCCCUGGUGGCACUGCUCGACGGUCGGGAUUGCACGGUGGAGAUGCCUAUCUUGAAGGAUGUGGCCACGGUGGCCUUCUGUGAUGCUCAGUCCACACAGGAGAUCCACGAGAAGGUGCUGAACGAGGCUGUGGGUGCCCUGAUGUACCACACCAUCACACUGACCAGAGAGGACCUGGAGAAAUUCAAAGCCCUUCGGAUCAUUGUCCGAAUUGGCAGUGGGUUCGACAACAUCGACAUCAAGUCUGCUGGGGACUUAGGCAUCGCUGUGUGCAACGUGCCUGCAGCGUCUGUGGAGGAGACGGCGGACUCGACCCUGUGCCACAUCCUGAACCUGUACCGGAGGACCACCUGGCUGCACCAGGCAUUGCGGGAAGGCACACGUGUCCAGAGUGUUGAACAGAUUCGCGAGGUGGCCUCAGGGGCUGCCAGGAUCCGUGGGGAGACCUUGGGCAUCAUUGGACUAGGUCGCGUAGGGCAGGCAGUAGCGCUGCGGGCGAAGGCCUUUGGCUUCAACGUGCUCUUCUACGACCCGUACCUGCCAGACGGUGUGGAGCGGGCCCUGGGGCUGCAGCGCGUGAGCACCCUGCAGGACCUGUUGUUCCACAGUGACUGUGUCACACUGCACUGCGGCCUCAAUGAGCACAACCACCACCUCAUUAAUGAUUUCACCGUCAAGCAGAUGAGACAGGGGGCCUUCCUGGUGAACACAGCCCGUGGUGGGCUGGUGGACGAGAAGGCACUGGCCCAGGCCCUGAAGGAAGGGCGGAUCCGCGGCGCAGCGCUGGAUGUGCACGAGUCUGAGCCCUUCAGUUUCAGCCAGGGCCCUCUAAAGGAUGCACCCAACCUCAUCUGCACCCCACAUGCUGCAUGGUACAGCGAGCAGGCGUCCAUUGAGAUGCGUGAGGAGGCCGCUCGUGAAAUCCGGCGAGCCAUCACAGGCCGCAUCCCAGACAGCUUGAGAAAUUGUGUGAACAAGGACCACCUAACGGCGGCCACCCAUUGGGCCAGCAUGGACCCCGCUGCUGUGCACCCUGAGCUCAAUGGGGCUGCCUACAGCAGGUACCCCCCAGGUGUUGUGGGCGUGGCCCCCACUGGCAUCCCAGCUGCUGUCGAAGGCAUCGUCCCCAGCGCCAUGUCCCUGUCCCACGGCCUGCCCCCCGUAGCCCACCCACCCCACGCCCCUUCUCCUGGCCAAACUGUCAAGCCCGAGGCAGACAGAGACCACCCGAGUGACCAGUUGUAGCCCGGGAGGAGCCCUCCAGCCUCAGCGCCCAGCGGAGGACGCCGCGCACCUCAGGCCGGGGCGCGCAGAGGUGGCGCCCAGUGGCGGCCCCAGUGCCCAGAGACUGGCAGGGGCGCAAGGCGGCAUGAGGCCACACAGCUCCCCGUGUCGACUGUAGUUGUCCCGUCCCGUGGCUGGCUCACUGUCCUGUGUCCUUUGCGUUCCUCGUUAAGCAAAAGAAGUUAGCAGUUAAUUCUAUCAUGGGUGUUCUUGUCUGUGUCCAGUUCUUAGAACAUUGCAGAGGAUUUGUUUGCUUAGCUGUCAACAAAAAGAAAACCCGAGGGAGCGUUCAGCAAGUCAGCUUGGGCUCCUCUUCCCUCUGUGUGGAACGUGCCCAGCGAGGCAGUCAGCCCACUUCUCAGGACAAUGAAUCCUUCCCGCAUUUCUUUUUAUGCCACACAGUGCAUUGUUUUUUCUACCUGCUUGUCUUAUUUUUAGAAUAAUUUAGAAAAACAAAACAAAUGCUGUUUUUCCUAAUUUUGGCAUGAACCCCCUGUUCCAAAUGACGGCGGCAUCUCAGAGCAGCUCAGAGGAGGGCUGCAGCGCCGGUGUGCUGGGGAGGCGGAGGGCUGCAGCGCCCCUGCCUGCAGUGGUGCCGUCCUGCUGAUGUGGUAGGCUAGCAAUAUUUUUGGUUAAAAUCAUGUUUGUGACUGUAACCAUUUGUAUGAAUUAUUUUAAAGAAAUAAAAAUCCCAGAAAGAGCCAGCA